Messenger RNA from Kluyveromyces marxianus DMKU3-1042, 684 nucleotides. It is a transcript of the gene ADK2, whose product is annotated as adenylate kinase ADK2. Gene Ontology annotation, molecular function: ATP binding; AMP kinase activity. Gene Ontology annotation, cellular component: cytoplasm; mitochondrion. The coding region runs from base 1 to 684 and encodes 227 amino acids. Gene Ontology annotation, biological process: nucleobase-containing compound metabolic process. Lineage: Eukaryota; Fungi; Ascomycota; Saccharomycetes; Saccharomycetales; Saccharomycetaceae. The record is from RefSeq and is a predicted model, not a curated record. The transcript has a single exon.
AUGUCCGUACUAAGACCAUUGAGACUUUUGAUCCUUGGUGCGCCGGGAUCUGGUAAAGGAACCCAGACAUCUAAACUGUUGAAGGAAUUUGGUAGCAUCAAAGCCAUUUCUUCGGGAGAUCUACUUCGUAAACAGAUUGACCAGCACACACCUUUGGGGUCUAAGGCAUCGGAGUACAUUUCAAAGGGUCAAUUGCUUCCUGAUUCGUUAAUAAGUGGAGUUAUUUGCGACGAGUUGAAGACUCGGGAUUGGCUGUCUCCAGAAGCGUCUUGGUUGCUGGAUGGAUUUCCACGUACUGUUGGUCAGGCUUCGAUUUUGGACAAGGCAUUAUCUGAAUAUGAUGCAGGCUUGAACCUGGUUGUAGAGCUGGACGUUCCUCAUGAAGUCAUUUUGGAACGUAUCGAAAACCGCUACGUUCACAUUCCAAGUGGUAGAGUGUACAAUCUUCAGUACAACCCACCGAAGGUUCCCGGACUCGACGAUAUCACCAAGGAGCCAUUGACAAAGAGACCAGACGACACUGCCGAAGUUUUCAAGAAAAGACUGGAACAGUACACUGAAACAGUUGGUCCGCUAAAAGAACACUACAUGAAGCAGGGUAUUCUAUCUACGGUGUCAGGCAAAAGCUCUGACAUUAUCUACCCAAAAUUGGUAUCCUUGAUACUACAGAAAUUUGCCAAUUAA